GGAAAUGGUACCAACGAUCGUGUUAUGUUUUGUUGAAGUCAUGCCACCUUCUUGAAAAGAUCGUUAGAUAGUUAAUUAUACAAUUUGACAACUGCAUUGUAUUCUCUAGUGAUUGCUGUAGUCAUGAACGAGUGGCGUCAGAAAAAACCACUAGAGUGGUAUAAAUACGUUAACAAAGAAGUGAUGGUGACAGCAGACGAAAAACAACAGUAUCAAGGAUGGGUUUUUACCGUGGACCCAGUCUCUGCAAGUAUCGUCCUGGUGAAUUUUAAGGAGACCGGGAAGGCUUCUGUCACGGCUGUGAUGGGUCAUGCAGUGGAAGAAGUCAAGAUCCUGAGAGAAGGAGACGAUGCAAUGGUGGGGCGAUUGAACUCUGUAUUCAUGCCAGAGCGAAGUAAAGUUCUCACGAAAGAGGAGUUGCAGUGCAAGAAAGAAUGCGUGCGCGCAUGGCUGGAGAAAAACCGGAUCCCAGUUACUGAGGAGGGCGAGAUGCUGUGUGUUGCUGGAGUAUUAACGGUUAAUCCCCCGUACGGGCCACAGGACUGCAGUAGUUCCAAUGAAAUUAUUUUGUCUAGAGUGCAGAGUCUUUUGGAGAGUAAUCCUGGGCCCGAACACAAGCAAUGAUGCAUCCGACCUUUUAUGCGAGAGAACAGCACUUGUUACUUCCAUUACACAGAUGUUAUGUACGUUAUUUUGUGCAAAUUUGGUAUACACCCAAGUACAGGUUUGAUUUUUCUGUAAUGUGAUAUAUAGUUUUUGUGACCAAAAUGUAUUGUUCUUGAA
This is a messenger RNA of Megalops cyprinoides (Indo-Pacific tarpon), 783 nucleotides long. It is a transcript of the gene gemin6, whose product is annotated as gem (nuclear organelle) associated protein 6. Gene Ontology annotation, cellular component: SMN complex; nucleus. Gene Ontology annotation, biological process: spliceosomal complex assembly; spliceosomal snRNP assembly. The transcript has 2 exons. NCBI's taxonomy places the organism in Eukaryota, Metazoa, Chordata, Actinopteri, Elopiformes, Megalopidae. The record is from RefSeq and is a predicted model, not a curated record. Bases 124 to 624 code for a protein of 166 amino acids.